GGCCGGGAAGGCCGGGCUGCUCUGGGGGAAGGAGCGAAGGGAACGCGGCGCCAGGCCGGCAUGAGAUUUUUAAGGCAAUUAAAAAGCGUAUUCCCUUGCCUCCUGAAAGUGAAGUAUUUUGGAUCAGAAACGUUCUUUCCAACAGUGUGGAUGCUUUGGAACCAGUCUCUGCUUGAACAUCUUCCAGGAAUUCAGAGACCAAGUUUCUUCACCAUGCAGGAGAUGGCUGAUAAGAAACCUGAUCUCAAUGGGUUCUUGCCGCAUCCCAGAGUACGAGGAAUGACCACCCUUGACAAAGCUGCUUUCAAAAAUGAUGUUAUCAUCCCAGCUCUUCUAGUUAACAAAGACAUAACAAACAAUCUGCUGAAGUCUCUUAAAGGAGUACUACUCCAGCGACCGGGUCUCAAGAGAGUCGUUGAAGACCCUGACGAUGAAAACAGAAAGUACGUUUUGUUAGACCCACAUAAAAUAUCUGCUGACGGUUCUUUGGGUGAAUCUGAACAACAGAUCUUAAAAAGCUUUGGUAUUAAACCUGAAACAGUCAAGUAUAACAUGAAACUUACUUACGAUAAUUUCAAGACAGAAGAAAUUCUGAAAGCGGUGCUUCCUGAAGGCCAGGAGAUCAUCACAGCCUUUAGCAGAAUUGGCCAUAUUGCUCACAUGAAUCUGAGAAGCCAUCAGCUGCCUUAUAAACAUUUAAUUGGACAAGUUAUCAUUGACAAAAAUCAAGGAAUAACCUGUGCUGUAAAUAAAAUCAAUAUUAUAGAUAGUAUGUAUCGAAACUUUGAAAUGGAGCUACUAGCUGGAGAUGGUGCCAACAUGAUAACAAAGGUUAAGGAAAACUAUAUCUCGUAUGAAUUUGAUUUUUCCAAAGUUUAUUGGAAUCCUCGCCUCUCUACCGAACAUUUGCGGAUUGUCAACCUUUUAAAGCCAGGAGACCUUCUUUUUGAUGUCUUUGCAGGGGUGGGGCCUUUUGCAAUCCCUGCCGCAAAGAAGAACUGCAUGGUGUUUGCAAACGACCUCAACCCUGAGUCCUGCAGGUGGCUCCAGCACAACUGUAAAUUAAAUAAAGUGGACAAAAAAGUCAAAGUCUUCAACCUGGAUGGCAGGACUUUCUUGAAAGGGCCAGUGAAAGAAGAACUGGAUAAGCAUCUCUCUUCAAAGGAAUGGAAGAAUUCUAUACAUAUCAUCAUGAAUUUGCCAGCCAUGGCAAUUGAGUUCCUGGAUGCCUUCAGGCAUCUCCUGAAUGGAGAACCAAUCAGUGCUGAACUUCCUACAGUGCACUGCCACUGUUUUUCCAAACAUGAUAACCCUACCCAAGAUGUUCAAGAAAGAGUGGAAGCUUUACUGGGAGCUUCCUUGUAUAGUCUUUGUUCUGUUAAAUGGGUGAGAAAUGUGGCACCCAAUAAAGAAAUGAUGUGUGUUAGCUUUCAACUUCCAGCUGAGGUGUUAUACAAGCCACUGUCUUCUCUGGCAGAUGAUCCGGGGGAACCUCCAUCUAAACGACCAUGCCCAAAUGAAAAUUACACUGAAGAAAAUAAUCAAACCAUCUAGGAGAUAUGUGGAUCAUGACUGAAUAGAAUUUUAAUUUCAUUUUUCAAGUUGAGGAAAGUACAUUGGAUCUGCUCUCUGUGUAACAGCAGUUAUCUAGUCUUUUCUCAGCGUUGGUAAUUGUAUGCUCACUGUAUGCUUACGAGCUAAUUGUAUGCUGAUUAUGUUUCAGUUCUUUUAAAUCCUAUUAUAUAUGAUUAGGGUCAGUUGUCUUAUUUAAAGAGCAUUAAAUUUUGUAUUUUUCCAUAAUUUGUUAUAUUUUGUGUUUAAGCUUGUGUCCAGUUAUUCAUCCACCAAUGAGAAAGUAUAAAAUUAAAUGGACAAGAUGAAAUAUUUCAUUCCAGUCUUGAAGUACCCAUACGUAGGGCAUUGGAUGUCAUUGGUCCUGUGAUGUCUAUGUCCAGCCACAGAUCCUGAGCAGCUCCUGAGGAGCUAAGGGAGAUGAAGGAUAAAGCAAUGAAGUAUUUGAAAUAUAGUAUAGGUUACAAAUGGUGAUACAGUGACAGUGGGAUGCUGCAAGUAUCAUAAUUGUGAGCCAGUUGCCAAAACCCUGAAUCAUGAUCAUAUGGCCAUGGGACACUACAAUGGCCGCAACUUUGAGGACUGUAUAAGGCUCCUUGUUCAGCACCAUUGUAACUUUGAACAAUUGCUGAAAGAAUGGUUAUUAAACGAGAGCAUCUAUAUUCAUAAACUGAGUUUUUCACUUCCUUGUUUAUAAAAGCAACUGUGUUUAUACACACAUAUCUGAUGAUUAUAUGCUCCUGUUUUAGAGGAAGGAGGAAUUCAGGAUAUGAAAUAAAAAUAUUAGUUUGUAAACUAGGUGUAUGUUUCAUCUAGAGAGGCCUUCUUGCAUUUUGCUUAAUUAUACUCAAAUGCAUCUUAUAUUACAGUUUAAAACACAACCUACCAUUUCCUAAAUUCAUAAAGCAGUUGCUUUGCUGUUUUCAAUAACAGCUGAUAUGUAUUUAAUUUUGUAACAAAAUAUGCCCUCUAAUGACAUACUAUCACUCUCAGUUUGUGGAAUUCUAAAUGUACUUCUGUUCCUGAUACUACAUAAUUAUUGAAUUCCAAUUUGCACAUUUAAGCUGGUAUGCUUCAAAUACAUGAAAUAUUUCCCCAAAUUAAAUAGUCUUUAAAACGG
This is a messenger RNA of Protobothrops mucrosquamatus (brown spotted pit viper), 2692 nucleotides long. It is a transcript of the gene TRMT5, whose product is annotated as tRNA methyltransferase 5. Gene Ontology annotation, cellular component: cytoplasm; mitochondrial matrix. The record is from RefSeq and is a predicted model, not a curated record. Gene Ontology annotation, biological process: mitochondrial tRNA methylation; tRNA N1-guanine methylation. NCBI's taxonomy places the organism in Eukaryota, Metazoa, Chordata, Lepidosauria, Squamata, Viperidae. The transcript has 5 exons. The coding region runs from base 61 to 1554 and encodes 497 amino acids.